AAUUGUUCUAGGUGACGUGUUCCCACAACGGGAGAACGCGUCUACACGCCACACUCACUGCCGUUAGGUAGCUGUUAUAACGCUGGAGAGAUCGACUUGACGUGGAAGUGAAGCAACAUGACGUCCUGGAAUUUCCAUGAGGUACCGGUAUGCCAUGUCAUUCAUCGCUGGUUGGCAGAAGCUCAGAUUGGACCCCGUUUGCAACGCUACCCCCCACUGGAGACAAGCUUUGACCGGCUCGCGGGCUUAACCACCCGAGCCCUGGUUGGCUCCUCUGCACCGGCGUUGUUAGAUGACAAGUGAGCGGUGCGAAAGGAACACCUACGGUAGCUAUUUGGUCCAUUGACGAUCAGUGGGGCCGUUUUCGCGGCAUUUAACCCUCGAAAGGAAGGUCGGUAGAUAGCUCGUGUCCGUGUACCCGCGCUGCCGCGGCCUUUACCAACCCAGAGUGCCGAUCAUCCGGCGAGAGAGGGAUUCACACCCACCCGUGAAAAAAAAACACAAAAAAACAAGCAAAGGCCAAGACGCUCUUUCUCGCACAUGUAACAUGGAUUGUCUGAUGUCCUUGAAACGUCAAUAAACAUUUUUGACGAGUCAGAGGUUGCGCACUGUCCUAUGCUAAUUCUCUCUCCGUGAGAUACCUACUGCGUGAGGAAUGUCGGCGCUAUGGAAGCUUCUGUUGCUUUUCCCCGGACGGUUGAAAGACAUCAGCAGAUUUUUGUGCCGAGCAAGCCUAACCGCGGGAGGAUCAGCAUCGAUGAGGCGAUGCGUUCCCGGGGUUACAGCGUGUAGUGUACAGUGACG
This is a messenger RNA of Colletotrichum navitas, 804 nucleotides long. RefSeq lists its product as uncharacterized. The transcript has a single exon. The record is from RefSeq and is a predicted model, not a curated record. NCBI's taxonomy places the organism in Eukaryota, Fungi, Ascomycota, Sordariomycetes, Glomerellales, Glomerellaceae. Bases 118 to 303 code for a protein of 61 amino acids.